AUGGCAACUUUCAAUGUGGCGUUACCCGGAUAUAACCUAUUCCGGUUUAUCGGCAUUUCCCCCAAAGUGGCAACUCCCCUCGGAGUUAAUCUGAUAAGAUCUACCGGGCGGAAAAUGAACCCAGUAAAGAACAUCAUUGUUGUGGGCGGGUCGUUUGUGGGGCGGACCACGGCCCAAGAACUAGCCCGUGUAAUCCCUUCAACUCAUCGAGUGCUUCUUACCGAAAAUCAUAGUCAUUUUCAUCAUCUCUUCACCUUUCCUCGAUUUGCAAUUGUUCCAGGACAGGAGCACAAAGCCUUUAUCCCGUACAGUGGAAUUUUCAACAGCGCACCAAACCCAACGUCUCACGGGGUUGUCCCAGCUCGAGUGCUAUCUGUCAAGCCAACUCAUGUAGAGCUUGACCGUGAUUGGCAGGGCUCAAAACAAAUUCCGUUUGACUAUGUUGUUCUUGCUACGGGUACACGGCUCUCGAAGCCUGCUGGGAUGGAACAUGACGAUAAGCCUUCUUCUGUCGAGUACCUGCAGAAACACCAAGCCGGCGUCAAAGCAUCACAGUCAAUUCUGAUUGUUGGCGGAGGUGCUGUCGGUGUUCAGAUGGCAGCUGAUCUCAAAGAAUAUUACCCGAAUAAGGAGGUUACGAUAGUACAGUCACGGCCGAAGGUGAUGCCGAAUUUCCACCCGCAACUGCACGAGCUUAUCAAGCGACGAUUCGAUGAGUUAGGGAUCAAACUCAUUACUGGUUCACGCGUCAAACUUCCGCCAGGGGGCUUCCCUAAUGACGGUAGCACUUUCCAGGUACAGCUGACAAAUGGCACUACCGAGUCGACUCAAUUUGUGAUCUUGGCCACCGGGCAAACCCCGAACAACCAGCUGGUAGCCGAUCUGGAACCGUCUUCUUCGGACGCUGAAUCAAUUGUUAACCCACAAAAUGGGUUCAUUCGGGUCAGGCCAACGAUGCAGCUCUUAGAUAAAAAGUACUCGAAUCUCUUUGCUGUCGGGGAUAUCGCAGACACAGGUGCUCAGAAGGCGGCGCGCCCCGGAUCAGCACAGGCAGCGGUUGUCGUGAAGAAUAUCCAGGCCAUGAUAGAAGGCCGUACACCGGAAGAAACAUUUGUCAAGGGGCCGGGUGCUAUUCAUUUGACGCUAGGCAUGAGACAUAACGUGAUUUUCCGCAACCCCAAUCUUGCUGAGGGUCAGACGGAGCCGUGGAUUAACCCAAAGGAUGAUGGUCAAGAGGAUAUGAAUGUGGAAGCCAUGUGGGAGAGAUUGGGAGUAUCGGUUGAAAAUCCACGUCAAUAUCACCUAUAG
This is a messenger RNA of Penicillium antarcticum, 1308 nucleotides long. Its product is annotated as NAD(P)/FAD-dependent oxidoreductase. The transcript is spliced from 7 exons. Lineage: Eukaryota; Fungi; Ascomycota; Eurotiomycetes; Eurotiales; Aspergillaceae. Gene Ontology annotation, molecular function: electron-transferring-flavoprotein dehydrogenase activity; flavin adenine dinucleotide binding. Gene Ontology annotation, cellular component: cytoplasm. The record is from RefSeq and is a predicted model, not a curated record. The coding region runs from base 1 to 1308 and encodes 435 amino acids.